Messenger RNA from Physcomitrium patens, 5576 nucleotides. RefSeq lists its product as uncharacterized. The record is from RefSeq and is a predicted model, not a curated record. Gene Ontology annotation, biological process: regulation of DNA-templated transcription. NCBI's taxonomy places the organism in Eukaryota, Viridiplantae, Streptophyta, Bryopsida, Funariales, Funariaceae. Gene Ontology annotation, molecular function: DNA binding.
AGAAAGAUAGCCAGGCAGGCAAAAUGUUGGAGAGCAAACUCUGAUGUAGUAGAUGACGUGGUGGAGGGUGCGAGGGAGCAGCAGCAAGGAUGAAGAAGUUUUGUUAGAAACAGGAUUUGGUACAUAAGAGCUUGGCUCAUGUAAUGGUGUUUAUUAAUGGAGGUAAUGGGAAGUGAUUGCCGAAGAGGGUGGAAGUUUACAUUAUCUUACUCUGCCCGGCGGGCGCUGGGGCUGGCUCGGAAGGACAAACUUUAGGGGAUGUGGGAGGGAUUCUCGAGGGGGAGGUGAGAGAGGAGACAGGAGACAGGAAGGGGGAGAAGGCUUAGUAGGGAGAUGCUUGAGAGGGAAGGGGACGACGAGACAAGAGGCGAUCAAUAGAUGCAUCAUCGGGAGGGGAGACGUCUCUCUCCAUCGUAGACGACGGCAACGCUCGUGCGCUGCUGCCGGGUGUGGAAGAGGGCCGGAGAUUUCAGACGACGACGUUCGACGUGAUUGAGUGUAAGUGCGAUUGUGUUCGGAGUUUGGGAGAGGCUCAGCCACCUUCAAGGGGGGCGGAAGGGACAUUGAAAGUAAAAGGAAGGAAAAUGUCGGGAUACAUCAUCUCAUACACUCAGUUGGGAGCGAGAAGGUGGCGCUGGUAGAGCUGAACUUGGUCAAGUUGUUAUUGCAGCCACCGAAGAUUUCAACUGGAGGUGUUUUCGUCAACUACAUUGACUCAGUGGCUGUAGUGUUGGAAGUGGUGGUGGAAGAUUGGAAGAAAGAUGGAGUCGUGAGAGGACGAGAUCAGGGUUAGGCGGCUGUGUAAGUUCCCGAAGGUGAAAGUAGAUAUUUUGUGCGAGGUGAGGUGCCAAGGAAAGAUUAGAGGUGUACGUGGAAAGUGGUGCGAUGCUUUGGCAGCGCCUGGAUAUGGCUGUAGUUUACUGAGCACUUUUGGUUUUUUAGGAAAACUUUUUGUCGAGGACGUUAGAGUGGAUUCAGGAGGUAAUUGAACGUGGCUAGGUUGCGCCCCUGCAUUUUUUGAUGACAGAGCUAAUGCCGAUCUUCUGGUGGCGACUUCAUGCGCCUUCGUGACGCUUUAAAUCAGUCGAAGAGUUUCGACUAAGGAGCUAAAACAUAGAAGUAAUUCGCUAGAAGUUUGUGUUAGUGAUUCAUGAAUGACUAAUGGAUUCGGAUAAUGGAGGACUGAAAUUGUUAAGUAGAAUAUCUACGCAUUGUCACUCCGCUGGAAAGCAAUGUUGAAUAUUCUAUAAGGUUACAUCGGUGUUGAGUAAUCUACAGAACUCUGCUUGACGAACGUGCCACAGCGAUAGAUUGGCUCUUCGAUAAUGUAGAUACAUGGCUAAUACGGAAGUCUUGGGCCGUAAAGCUGGAAGUUAAAAAAUAUGGUGAUCGAGAACAGCGCCAAAGGACAACCAGUUUUCAUUGCUAAUGCUGGAGCCGAAAAGAGCUUUUGUACAAUAGUUUAACUUUUAUGUUGUCUGUACUACUACUAUUGCAGUCGGUACUGCCUUGAAUACAGACUUUCAGAUUGUAAAAGUCCUACACGGUUUAUUAUAUACUCAACUCCCCAUCUGGUUGAAGUACAGUGUUGUGGAGGGGUCGUUGCGGAGGCUGCAACAGUUAUGAAAAGGGAUAAGUUUCAUGCUCCGAUGGGACGAUAUCGACAAUCGAUGGGCUCUGCUGCAUGACCUCAGAAAAUCAACACUGAAAUGCUCCAAUCGUGAUGAAGUCAGUGGAACAUCGUGUCGAGUUUGUUUCUACCAAGCGCCUACCGACUUGUUUCAUAGUGGUCUCGACUCUCAACAAGCUCAGCUUUCAGUAGGGCUUUACAGCCUAUAUUAAUGCUCUUCUGCUUAUCGCCAUUCUUCCGUACCAUUUGAGGUACCGAAGGAUCAUUGCAUUUCGAAAGUCUUCACAUGGAUCCAUCGGAGCCUCUUCGAGCUUACGGGGCUGAUUCCGACAAGAACUUGCAGACUGAUUCCUACAACGGGUCACUGAUGGCUUCCGACUCGUAUAACUUUCUGACCGGGGCAGGUGUCCUUGAUGUCCCUCUCAAAGAACAAAACGAGUCGACACAUGCGCAUAAAUCAUCCAAAGAAGGAGCAGCUCAAAACUCAUCAGGCCCCUCGAUCGAGACUCUAUAUACAAAUCAUGAGCCUUCUCCAUCUUCCGGAAGCUUUCCAGGUCGAUCGUCACCAGCUCCCGAGUGCAAUAGCUGGGAUAAUAUAAAUGGAGGAGGAUUGUAUGGUAAUUCUAAUAUGCAAAACAUUCUCAUUAGUGGAAGUGGGAUGAUGGCGGCUCCCACAAGCACAACAACUGCGCAGCUACUUAUCGGUGGAUUGCAUGGAGGGUCCUUUAAUGAUGGCAGUGAAAGUGAUCAAGGGAGUAUCUAUUACACUUCAUCUAACCACCAUGAUGACUCAAUGGCACAGUUGUACUAUGUAAAUGCAGCGGCAGGAUUCUCAAACCCAGGGUUUCAUUCUGAUGGACGCCAAGCUGGACUAGUUACCACAUCACUGUAUCCUUCACAGCACGGAGGUACUUCUGCCCAACAAUCUUCCACGGACCAAAGCCAACAACAAUUUGGCGUUCCAUUCAUAUCCCAUGCGUCUCUUGCACACGGUUCAGUGAGACAGCGAGCUCUUGAAUCUACAGGAGCAGUCCCAAUUCUAUCUCUUCACGAACACUCAGGAAGCCACGACGGAAAUCAUCACUACAACUGGCGAAAUGGAGGAAACGAGCACCCAUUUCUUCCGAUGAAUGCAGAGUCGAACCAAAACCAUCAAUCCCAGUUUGAUACAGAUUUGCCGCAAUAUGCUAUGUCACGUGCAAGUCACGCAGAUCUAUCACACAUGCAACGAACAGAUCAUCUCCAAUCUGAAAUUAGCUUGCACAUGGACCGUUCACACGGAUCAUCCACCACUGGUCAGGUCUUGUCUCUGUCUUUAUCUUCACAUCAAUCCCAAUUCAAUUCAUCGGGAGGACAACUAUCUGAAUCUGAACACAUGAAUGCUGUUGCAGCACAAGCAGCUGCAAUGGCUAAGACUAAGGAGCUAGCCUCAAGGUAUCUGACAGGAGCUAAUGCUGACCUGAGUCGUUUCCGAACCCCAUCAAGGGAUGAUGUUGUGGGAAUAGGGGCAAGAUUUCUACAAAAGCACAACAGCGGUGGAGGUAGAAAGCAUUUAGAAUCCAGUAACUACAGUGGCCCAUCAGGUACAGCCGGAUCGAGUAACCACAUCUCAGCCUCUAAAUUCGAACGAUCUGCACAAGCCAUUCUCAACGAAGUCUGUAGUGUGACGCCGCUGAAACGACCUCCAAAGCCUAUUAGAUCUCCUGACCAGCAGCAUUGGAGCGUUGCUGGUGGAAGAUCUAUAGGUGCUGACGCAAACCUAACUUAUACUGGGAGAGACGACCGUUCUGCAAUGCUCGCCGGCGAAGUUGAUUCCGUCAGAGAUCCAGCAUUGUUCGUCACCGCAUCAUCACUUGUGACUGUCUCUCAACUUCCUCUUGACUCAGAGACGGUUCAGGAACUUGCAGAUGCAGCCAGGUGUGAAAACCGAGUUGAUCUAGAGCUGAAAAAGCAAAAGCUCAACCUUAUGCUCGAUGAGGUUGAAACCAGGUAUCGCCGGUACUGUGAGCACCUGCAGCUAGUCAUCACCGGAUUCAAUUCCCAAGCAGGACCUAGUACAGCGACUCCUUACACAAUAUUGGCCCUCCAAGCAAUGUCCCGUCACUUCAGAUGUUUGAAGGACGCUAUUGGGAGCCAACUGAAGAUUGUCAAAAGAUCUUUCGGAGAGGACGAAAGAACAGGUCAAGGUGAAACUUCUAGAAUUCGAUACGUUGAUCAGCAGAUACGUCAGCAGCGCACACUCCAGCAACUUGGAAUGCUCCAACAGCAUGCCUGGAGGCCACAGCGAGGCCUUCCCGAACGCGCUGUAUCUGUUUUGAGGGCGUGGCUUUUUGAACACUUCUUACACCCAUAUCCCAAAGACGUGGACAAGAUGUCACUUGCGAAGCAAACUGGACUAACAAGGAGCCAGGUUUCUAAUUGGUUCAUCAACGCACGAGUACGGCUGUGGAAGCCAAUGGUAGAGGAGAUGUACGUAGAGGAACAAAAAGAGUACCCUGGAGAUCAUACUGCAGCCUUAGCUCAGUCCGAAAGAAUGGCCAGAGAUCAAGUAGAUAUUGAAAGCCAUACAUAUGAGCAGUAUAAGGGAGGGAGAGGUCACACAGGCUUGCUACAAGAGAUCAGCGCAGGUGCACAGUCCUCCAGGUUGCCGAAUGGAUUAAAAAGGAACGAAGAUAGGGAACACGACACUGGAGCUAGCGUUUCGGAGGCUGGAGGGAUAUCUUCCGACACUAAUGCAGAACUUUAUUCACAGCUAAUUCCUAGGAGUCAUCAUCUAGAUAUUGGUGCUGCUGGGAACUAUAAUCAGGAGGGUCGAGAAGCCAAGAAGCCGAGAACAUCUGGUUCAGAUGCUUUCAACAUGACUUCAUCAACAACGCUAAUGCACCCCGGAAUGGAUGUUGAAGCUAGUGAGAGCUGCGCACGGACCCAAAAUUUCUCCUCUGGCGGCGAAUUAGACUUGCAACGGAAAAGUGACGUCGAUUUUGGUACUCAAUGUCAAGUUUUGAAUCAGAUCAAUCAAGACGAAAAUGGAUAUACUAUCUCCCAACAAGGAACUACCAUAGUCGAUCAGAUUGAACCUAGCGUUGCUAGUGGGACGUUUGCAGCAUAUAAUAGCAACAUCGGACACAGAUACGGGAAUGAGGAUUAUUCGUCUAGAACAAUUUCUGCUGCCCUUACGACAAGUACUGGUGUGUCUCUCACUCUGGGAUUAUGCCAUUGUGAUACAAAUCAACUUAGAUCCUCAUUGGUAUCUCCUAUUCUCGUAAAGAGUACCUACAACAUGGAUGUGAACGAUCAGAUGAACCAGCUGAACGGAGUGGAACAUUUCGAAAGUAGGACUAAAAGUGUCAGCAACAAUUGUCAGUCGUCCGCAACCAUGAGUAACGGGCACUACAAUCAAAUUAGUGCAGUACAAGAUGAUUCGGAUAAUUCCACCCAACAGCUUUCGCCUCAUCAUGAGUUUGUUACUAGCUGACCUUUAUAUCAGGUCACCAGGCAUUGAGUGAUUACCAAAGUGCUAACCUUCAUCAACCCAUGCUCAGGAAACAUCUGCCUGGAUAUAGUGAUCGAUAUUUUAAGAAUGAGAGGGUUGACUGCCAAUUGUUUGUUCAGUAGGUUAAGCAGAAGUCUUGAGUUUAUCAUGCAGCAGAAUUGUGGUCAUGUUGUGCCAUCUGAAUUUCAGAUUGAAGUGUGCCAAAUGCUUUCAAAUGUAUGGUCUGUCAAUGCGUUAUCUGUGACAGGAAUCUCCUGAACACGGUGUGCUUUUCUAUGUGUUGUGCAAUUGGAUUCAGCUCAUUCAUGUGAUUUUAAUUGUCCUAAGUCAUCAGAAGUUGUAACUAAUUUUUUUUAUUCAGGUUAAACCAGACUGCUCUUGAGCUGCAAGGAAAUUGUCUGUGCAUACAAUGUACAGUUCUAGAUUACGAAAAAAUUGAAUACUUAUAUUUGC